Messenger RNA from Peromyscus californicus insignis, 2973 nucleotides. It is a transcript of the gene Tmem109, whose product is annotated as transmembrane protein 109. The record is from RefSeq and is a predicted model, not a curated record. Gene Ontology annotation, biological process: cellular response to gamma radiation; intrinsic apoptotic signaling pathway in response to DNA damage by p53 class mediator. The transcript has 4 exons. NCBI's taxonomy places the organism in Eukaryota, Metazoa, Chordata, Mammalia, Rodentia, Cricetidae. Bases 1150 to 1881 code for a protein of 243 amino acids.
UCUGGAAAGAAAACUCCAACCGAGAGGCAGGAAGCAACCAAAGGUGCAGAAGAAGAUGGAUGAGUCUGAGAAACAUCUGAUAGAGAAACAACUGUGUGGGGUGACAGAUUUGGUGUGAAGGGAGAAUUGGAAGGCUGAUUGAAGAAGGGGGUGGGGCAGAGUUUGUUUCUGAAGAAGGCAUUUUAACAUUAAAGGGGGGCUGUCUUAUGGCAGCCAUCCAUGGGGAUUAAAAACAACAGCAACAAUACUGGGCAGCAAUAAAGGUGCUUGUCGCCAAGCCUGACAACCUGAAUUCCAUGGGCUCCACAUAGUAGGAGAGACGUGACUCCGCCAAGUUGUCUUUUGAUCUCCACAGUAGUCUGUGAUGCUCACACCCAAACACACACACAAAACAAAUACAUGUAAGUUAAAAAUUUAAAUCCCUGUGCCUACCCCCAUUCACAAAGCUACCUCAGUGGUUCUAAAAGGCGGGGUAAGUAGGGGGGCGCAGCUGCUUCCUUCCUCUACAAGUCUAAGCAAAGUUUUUUGAGGGGAGUCACCUGCAGAGUUGGGGUGAGGUUUUGCUCUCUCCCGUAGCGGAUGAGUUUCCCCAAGGCAGUGCACCGCUAACGUGUCCACUAAGACAUUUUGCUUUUUCCUCCUUUUGUCCCUUUUUAGCGAGAAUUUUCCUCAACCCUCCAGGUGCUAUCCGGAGCCCCGCCUAAGAACUACACUUCCCGCGAUGCCGCAGGAGCAGCAUCCCUGCCUCGGGAAAUUGGGCUGCCCUAAAUGCGUGGCAGGCUCCGAUCAGCACCGAAUCCCGAACCAACCACCGACUCUACCCACGCCACAGCCUCGAAAGAAUUAUUAUUUUUUUCCCCUUUCCUGCCAAAGGCUUCCGUUCCAGCUCCAAUAUCCGACGCCAUUCUUUUCUUGGAAAUGCUUCGAUGGGAAACACAGAUGCACACAAACCGUAAUGGAGCGAACAAAGCGCAUGCGCCCACGGUGUCCGCUCGGGCAGCAAAGAGGCCCGCCAGUCUCCCAGCUCAAUCGCCCCACGCAUGCGCAGAUUAUAAACCAACACCCAGGGAGUUGAGGCGCGGGUUUGCUGGCGCGUUUUUUAGCGAAGUCGCACGUGAAGGAUAGUGGUGGCCGGAGCAGGGCGCAAGCAUGGCAGGCUCAGACAGCAAUCCAUCAUGGAGCAGGCAUCUGUUCAGAGCUGUCCUGCUGGUCUUUGUGGCCCUUCUCCUCGUCCACUCAUCAUCAUCCCAGUCCUAUCGAGACUUUGCCUCACCUGGCCAGCAGAAGAGGGAGGCCUCAGCUGAUCUUUUGACCCAGAUUGGCCGAUCUCUGAAGGAGACGCUGGAUGCCUGGCUAGGGCCGGAGACCAUGCAUGUGAUUUCAGAGACCCUGUUACAGGUGAUGUGGGCCAUCUCAUCAGCCAUCUCUGUGGCCUGCUUUGCCCUGUCUGGGAUCGCUGCCCAGUUGCUGAGUGCCCUGGGGCUGGAUGGUGACCAUCUCACCCAGGGCCUGAAGCUUAGCCCCAGCCAAGUCCAGACCCUUCUGCUGUGGGGAGCAGCAGCACUGGUCAUCUACUGGCUGCUGUCCCUGCUCCUGGGCUUGGUCUUGGCCUUACUAGGGCGGAUCCUGGGGGGUCUAAAGCUUGUCCUCUUUGUGGCUGGCUUUGUGGGACUGGUGAGGUCUGUGCCCGACCCUUCCACCCGGGCCUUGAUGCUCCUGGCCUUGUUGACUCUCUUUGCCUUGCUGAGCCGGCUCACUGGCUCCAGGGGCUCAGGGACCCACCUGGAAGCUAAGGUGAGAGGGCUGGAGCGCCAGAUAGAAGAGCUUCGUGGGAGGCAGAGGCGAGCAGCCAAGGCAACCCGGAGUAUGGAGGAGGAAUGACAGGGAUGUCCCACAGUGACACCCUCACCAUACCAAAGAGCUGAGCUGCUUCUGGGUCUCAUGGCCCUCCUUGUAGCCCCCUGCCCUUUCCUUGCCUGUGUCUGAACCCUUGACACCUUUACCCCUGCACUAGCCCCUAGCUGAGAGAAGAGAACCUGUCCUCUGCAGGUGUUCAGUCAAGGGAUGACUCCCUGCCCUCUCUCUGCUCCCAGCCUGCCUCCCCCAGGGCAGGUUGGAGGGGCCUCAGCUCUGGCUUCUGCUCUCAGCCAGCACCACUGCCCACUGAUCUCCAUGAUGAUUAACCUGCUGCUGCCUGGCUUCCUUACAAAAGGCCUCCCCAGACUGACGCUCCUGUUUGACCACACCCCAGCUCUCUUCUUCCUACUCAGACUCCCAUCACACCACCCUCCCAAGUCCCUCGAGACCCUCACUGUCUUCCUCAUUGCACAGCAGUGGGAAGGGGCAGGAGAUGCUAGACCCGAGGAUAGGGGAGAAACAAGGUCCCCGGAAGCCUGCGCAUCUGGGUUCCAUUACAAGUGCCUUAACGGGAGUCAACAGCACCCUCCAAUUGCCCUUUGCCACACGGAAUGUAGGAAAGUGUGCUAUGGUUACUUUGUGUUCGGAGAGAGUAGUCCCUUGCAGAAUCCCGACUCUUGCAGCCAAAGCAAAGGCUAACUCUCCUGCAGUUGGGGCCCUGCAGGGACUGUCCGAUGUCCUUUGGGGAUUUCAGGGACUUUGAGAAACGCAGGAGGACCCAAUGUCUUGCAUUUCUCCUGUCCACUCUCUGCCAUCCCAAGCAACUGUUGUGUCCCAGCAGCUGGGAAGAGCAUGGCCUUGUCCUGCCUUGCCCUGAUGUGUUCUACAGAGCCCAGGGGGAGCCCGCCACUAAGCCUCUCCACCAGGGCACUUGCUCACUCUUGGCCUUGGCCUUUAGGGCCCUCAUGGAGGGAGGUGUCCUGUGCCAGGUCCAGCACAAGAUGUGAAGAAUAAAUGCCCAUUCUUACUGAUAAGGUUUGAUGUGGAAUCACGGCUGCAGUGGUAUCUAUUUUUAUCAGUGCUUGGUUGGUUUAAAAUAAAGUGCACGCUAUUUUA